UUAUGUCUCUCAUUUAAAGGGAUCCCCUGGUCGAGAAGGUCCCCCAGGUCCUCCUGGCCCCCCGGGUCAACCAACUGCCUUGCCAAUUGUCGGAGAUAUGAGCUCUUUACUCAAGAAUGCCUGCACCGUGUGCCAGACCAGAGUGCCAGGUCUGCCUGGGCAGAAGGGCGAGGAGGGAACCCAUGGAGCGACAGGAGUGCAAGGCAUGGUGGGAGAAAAGGGGGAUCCAGGAGUGCGAGGACCUCUUGGUAAUCCAGGGAAAGAAGGUCCAAAGGGGAUGAAAGGAGAGAGAGGAUUCCCUGGGCCUAGUGGAGACAAAGGAGACGAGGGCUCUCCUGGAGUUCCAGGCAUUCUGGGUACAACAGGCCGUACUGGAGCCCCUGGGGUCAUGGGCAGACCUGGGCCAAUGGGUCAGCCUGGAACAAAGGGAGAUCGGGGAAGUGAAGGCUCCCCUGGAAGGCCAGGACUACCAGGCCCCCCAGGUGUCCCUUAUGUGGAGGGCAAUGGGAUGAGCAGUCUGUACAAACUGCAGAGUGGAGGAGCCAUCUCAGGACCCCCUGGAGCACCAGGUGCACAAGGCCCCAAAGGAGACGAGGGAAGAGUGGGAGAUCCCGGAUCCAUGGGUUUACCUGGACUAGAAGGACUACCUGGAGCCAAGGGUGAUCUGGGGAUGCCUGGAGCCCCUGGAAUACCUGGCCCUUCAGGGAAACCUGGAGCUCGCGGUGAUUCGGGGAUCCCUGGGGAACCGGGUGAGAGGGGCCCGCUGGGGGAGACAGGAUUCCCAGGUCCUGAGGGACCCCAAGGUGCUCCUGGGAGGCCCGGGAAAGAUGGACUUCCUGGGUAUGAGGGAGCCACAGGUAGACUAGGAGACAGAGGAUCCAAGGGAGAACGGGGGGACCCAGGGAUACCUGGAGCGAGGGGAGUCCAAGGAGAGAGGGGAAGGACAGGAGACCCAGGAAUAGUGGGACCUAUCGGGCCCCAAGGCCACCGAGGAGACCCUGGUCCCCCAGGUCCCAUAGCAUCACCAAGCCCUCUGAAUGAUGCCAGUUCCAUGGAGGAAAUUAAAAUGUUUAUCCGGAAUGAAGUAUUGCGGUUGUUUGAAGAGAGACUAUCAAGCCAUGCCAUGCAGAAGACGCCGGCGGCCAUUUUAGCGGCGCAGGUUCGACAGGGUUCUCCCGGUCCCCCUGGCAAUGACGGAUCCCCAGGGUCUCCAGGGGAAGAAGGCCCCCCUGGCCCUCAAGGGUACAGAGGUCAGAAAGGAGAGAGAGGUCAGCUAGGUCUGGGGAUACCAGGAGCUCCAGGUCUGGCAGGACCACCAGGUGAACCUGGAAGCAGUAUCCAGGGGCCAUCGGGCCCUUCAGGUCCCCAGGGACCUCAUGGUAAAUGUGAUCCCAGUGACUGUCUCCAUCCAUCCUCUCACUCCAGACGGAACGGCUAGGGCCCCCCCCCCCUCAACUGAUAGGGGACCCUUCAAUGAAUAAAGGCCCUCUCAAUGGCUAGGGCCCAGGGGCCCCCUCCACCCAUCCAGCCUCCAUCUCUCUACAGCAGUCAACCAUAGGCACAGGAGCCGGGCGUGUGGAGCCUGAUCACUCAGUCAGCUCAUAUCAGACAGACAGUAUCGUCCUUGUGGUCAGUUUUACAUUGAAAACACACAUCCUCAGUUUCUGCUUUACAUGGGAAAGACUCAACCAGAAAUAGAUACAACAUGUAUCUCAACACAAUGGUGUAGGAUGAAAUUGCAAAUAGAUGCUGAUCUUGGGUCAGUUUUGCUAAUUGUUAAGGUGAGGUUUGGGGGAGGGGAAGCUGAUCCUAGAUCUGUACCUAGUGGAAACUUCACCCUGGAGCGCUCACAACCGCCUUUCGGUUUUCUUAUGACCAUAGAAGCAUUGAAAUGCAAUUAUUUGUUACUUUACGUUGAUGGUUAUUCUAUUCAUUUGAAAUGUGUUACAGUCCAUUAUUAUUGUCAUUGUAGCUAUGAUGAUCAUAUGAAGCACUGUUUCAUUUAUUUCUUGUUUUCACACAACUCCCCUGCUGUGACCUGAUGCAUUCCAUAUUCAUUCACAUUGUCUUUCGAGACCGUAAAUUCAUUUGUUUCUUUAAAUAAUACUGUCGGGAGAAAACAUUUUCUUAAUGAUUUAAUAAUGCUUGUUUAUGGGGAUAGCUAUGCACACGUUUGGUCUCAUUUGAUAUUUUCGUUGUGUGUGUGUGAGCUGGUAAACAGGCAGUCUGAAAUGUGUGUGUUUGUGUAUGACUAAUCAAUAUUCUUUGUGUGAACUGUUUAUGCAUACCAAAGUGAAGGAGGAUCAUGUAACACGAAAUAUAGUUCUGAAUAUAUAUUUCAUAUAUUAAUAUAUAUUUCCUCAAUGAAUGGGAUAUUUGUGAAACGUGUUAGAAGGAAGCUAGCUACAUGAUUUGAUCCAUUUACAUAACAUAAUGAAUAUCUUGUCGUGUAAUUCAUUACUAGAGCUUUGUUUAUGAAUUUUAUGAAGUUUUGAGAAUGCUAAAUAUUCUGUGUUUCAAACACUACCAGUCAGAUAUAUUGCAUGAUACUGUUGUAAUUGUAAAGGGAUGGUCUUGUAUCAAAACAGAAUACUGGGUUCCUCUCUCGUCACCCUACACUCUACGUACUUUAUGUGAGGCGUUAUUCAGUGAGAUCUCUCCACAUACUAUACACCUCAACAUGUAGUGUUCAUAACAGACUAAUUGAAUAGCCUGCUAGAUUGGGUUCUUAGUUCUGAUAUUAUUCAACAGGUAACAUCGCCUGACUGUUGCCAUAUCUCAAGACAACCAGCACAACAUGAUCAAGGGUUAAACACUAGCUUAAUGCCAACUGAAUGUAGUUUGUGACGGCUUGGUCAAGUUGACAUUUCUUCCAUGUACAGUUUGUGUGUAAGUGUGUAUAUUAUGCUAAUGUCGUAUCACCUCACGUUCACGUGAAGUUAGCCGCGAAGACUUCAAUGUAGAUUUCUUGCAGUCAUACAUAUGGCUAACAUGAAGUAGGACAGUUUCCCUUUAUCCAUGGUCUUGUCUCCAAAGAGGGCAAACAAAUACAUGUCAAAUACUACAGUGAUUGAUUGAAGUUGCCCAGUACAAUGAAACCAAUAGAAUAUGGUAGGAUCUGAGAAGUUGUUACAUCGCUGCUCUUUUGGCAACAUGGUCUCAUUAGAAUAUGUCAAAACAAUAGUGCCAUUUAACUACAUAGGUAUAUGUCACUUCUGUGGACGUAUUACUGAUAUGUCACUAAAUUAGACGUCACUUAUAAUGACAUAUUAGCUACUUAUAUGUCACUAUAACAU
Oncorhynchus nerka (sockeye salmon) is the source of this 3296-nucleotide messenger RNA. Its product is annotated as collagen alpha-1(XIX) chain-like. Gene Ontology annotation, biological process: extracellular matrix organization. Gene Ontology annotation, molecular function: extracellular matrix structural constituent conferring tensile strength. Lineage: Eukaryota; Metazoa; Chordata; Actinopteri; Salmoniformes; Salmonidae. The record is from RefSeq and is a predicted model, not a curated record. The transcript has 22 exons. Bases 98 to 1438 code for a protein of 446 amino acids.